Molecule: messenger RNA, 5031 nt
Organism: Paecilomyces variotii
Lineage: Eukaryota; Fungi; Ascomycota; Eurotiomycetes; Eurotiales; Thermoascaceae
Product: UDP-glucose,glyco protein glucosyltransferase
Exons: 5
Coding region: 251-4753 (1500 amino acids)
Cellular component (GO): endoplasmic reticulum
Molecular function (GO): UDP-glucose:glycoprotein glucosyltransferase activity
Source: RefSeq, a predicted model, not a curated record
GAGCUAUCUGGAGAUCGUGUAAGACGCGAGCGACAACAUCAAUACUACAGAACCUUCACAAACUGAAACCCGCUUUCUGGAGUACAGGGCUGCAUUAGCCGUGCUAGAUUGGGGCUAAUUGCCCGCAAUGCUAUAUCCUCUGCUUACUCAAUCGUGAGCGAAGAAAGCAUAUACAAUCGCUGCUCCUUUUGUUUAAGACCAGAGCAAGGAAGGGUCCUGAGAGAGGAGUCGUCCACGACACAGCACCACGAUGCUGACAGCUAGGCUCUGCCACCUGUGGCAGUCGAGCCUUCUGCUCAUGACGAUAGUCCUGCCUCUGCUGGCACAGGCAGGUCCAUCAGUCAAUGUUGCUCUCCAGGCGUCGUUCAAUUCGGCGCCGUACCUUUUAGAACUCCUUGAGACAGCUGCAGAAGAAAACUCGACGUCCUAUUUCCCCCUCCUUGACCGUAUCGCUGAAGGCGCGUUUGAGCACUCCGUGACCGAGAAGGAGCUCUACGAUCGUUUCUUAGACGUCUUACAGAAAGAUGGACACCUUGUAGGAUCAGAGAGCUUGUCGUCAUUCAAACUGGCCCUUUCGAUCCGAUCUGCGGCCCCCAGAAUCGAGGCUCAUUACCAGUUCUACAAUACUUCUGUCCAGCCGUCAUUGGCAGUAGCCCAAGAUGCUGCCUGUCCUGUCUGGGCGCAUUCGGACGGAAAGCAAUAUUGUUCCUCUACUCUGGAGCGUGCUCAGCAAGGCGUUGAUGGAGAGCUAGAUCCCCGCGAGUUGCCGUUUGACCGAGUGCUUGGGGACAUCUCUGCGCCGCCAUCUAUCCUCUACGCCGAUAUUACCUCGCCACUGUUCAACGAGUUUCAUCUGAAGCUGAGCGCUUUAGCGAGGGACGGUCAGAUUUCAUACCGUGUUCGCUACCGACCUCCCCAGCAUGCAGAGGCACGUCCCCUCUUCGUCUCCGGAUACGGCGUGGAGCUUGCUCUGAAGCGAACAGACUAUAUUGUCAUCGAUGAUAGGGAGGCCGAUCCGAAGGAUCAAAAGAUCUCCGCUGGCAAGAAAGCUUCUAUAGCGGGAAUAGAUGAUCUGAAAGAAGAGUCGCCGGUCGAUCUCAAGCCGCUGUCCGCCUCAGAGCUGUCAGGCUUAGGUCUGAGCGCUGCCAGUUUUAUAGUGAAUAGCGCUGAUCCAUUGGAGACUUUCCUGAAGGUCACUGAGGAUUUCCCCAAACAUUCAUCCGCAAUUGCCGCCCAUAAUGCAACGACUGAAUUCCUAAAAGAAUUCCGCUCCAAUCGUGCAGGGACUUUAUCUCUACCUUCUGGGUACAAUGUUAUGUGGAUCAACGGUGUCCAGAUGGACCCACGACAGAUUGAUGCUUUCUCGCUUCUAGAACACCUACGCAAGGAGAGAAUGUUGAUCACCCGGUUUAAGGACCUGGGUUUGUCCGCUCAGGAUGCUGUUAAUCUAUUGUGGCAUCCUGCCCUUGCUGAAGUGCAAACCACGGACGAGCCACAGCGUUAUGACUAUAGGGACAGUACUGAGGGUGGCAAUGUAAUCAUUUGGUUGAAUAAUAUCGAAAAGGACAAGAGAUAUGAAGGAUGGCCAACUGCUCUGGUAGCGCUUCUCCAACACAGCCGUCCUGGUCAACUCCCCCCAGUCCGCCGGAAUAUCCACAAUGUUGUGGUCCCCGUAGAUUUGACUGAUAUCGACGACAUGCGGCUAGUCGUAGAGACCUUACAGAUGUUCGUCAAGCGGAAGAUACCAGUCCAGUUUGGCCUCGUGCCCACUGUCAAUUCUCCAGAUGCCAUCUCUCAGCUUAAGAUCGUACAUUAUCUUCACGAUGCUUACGGUUUGGCUGCUACCCUGCAGUACUUGGAGGAGUCACUGUCAAAGAACCUAGCGUUACCAGAUAAGUCUUCUUUCCAAUCGGCUAUCAAAGAUCGGAAACUCCGCCCCGAUGCAAAAGGGCUUUCCUUUGAAGAUGUACAAGCAGACGAACUUGAAGACAUUGUCUCACGCACGACUCGUUACCUCAAGCGACUUGAUGCUCUGGACGGAAGACCACCCACUUUCGUUAACGGCGCACCCGUAGCUCGUGACGAGAAUUGGAUGCAGGGUUUGACUAUGCGCGUCAACAGGGAUCUGCAAGCCAUCUUGCAAGGUGUCUUUGAAGAGAUCUUCGAGGAAGAUGCAUGGUUGGGAGAGUAUUUCCUGUCUCAAGCAGCCGAGAGCCGAAACAAGUUGAUUAUCCCUGAAGACGCGAAAGAUAUCCGUAUAGUCGACCUUGCUUCGGUAUAUGAUAAGCACGAAGACAGCAUCAGCGACCUUCCUCGCUGGAGCUCCACCAGUGGUCAAGGUCACGCUCUGGAAAGUCUACAUGUGAUAGUCGUUGCCGAUCUGGAUACUCGCCCUGGCCUCGAUCUACUGGCUACCAUACUCAGGUUUCGAAGGUUACAUCAAGAGGCCGAAAUACUCUUCCUGCACAAUCCUUCAGCGGGCUCGCAGCCAGAUACUUCGGUCACGUUAACUAAGAUUCUGCGAGACGGUAAGAUAGACACUACGGCACUAGUAGCAGAUAUUGAAUCGGACAACCUCAAACGAGAAGUAUCCGAAACUGAGGCGGAUGAGAUAUCCAAUUAUUGGUCCGAGAAGCAGGUUCUCGCUGAAGCGCUUGGCUUUGAGCCAGGAGCGAGAGGUCUUGUCUUUAACGGCAGAGCCAUCGGUCCAAUUCCGAGUUCCGCAACAUUGGCUGCCAUGGACAUGGAGCAACUCUUGAAAUAUGAGAAGUCUAAACGCAUAGAGCCUAUUUCUAAGGCUGUCAAAUCUCUUGGUGCCGAGUCGAAGUUGUCUGAUCCGUCGAGCUUCGCCAAAGUCGUCUCGCUUGUGGCUCUGUCCUCGAUACCGGACGUUCCAGAGGGCCUCUUCGACACAGGAUCUAUCGCGCGUCUCAACGUGUUCACGAAGUGGGAAGGCACUCAUACUGCUAUAACAACUUCAACCUCUGAGGACGCGUUGAUAAAUAUAGUCGCUACUAUCGAUCCCACUUCUGAGACCGCUCAGAGAUGGGUCCCGAUUCUCAAUGUUCUCUCAAAGAUGGGCGGAGUGGAUAUGAAGAUAUUCCUGAACCCUAGGGAGCAGAUUCAGGAGAUCCCAAUCAAGCGCUUCUAUCGUCACGUUCUAGAAGCGGAACCUUCAUUCAACAGUGAUGGGUCUCUGGCGCGACCUGGAGCAUCAUUCUCUGGCCUGCCCGUCGAAGCUCUGCUAACUUUAGGCAUGGACGUUCCCGCUCCCUGGUUGGUGGCGCCUAAGGAGUCUAUCCACGAUCUAGACAACAUCAAGCUGAGCUCAGUCAAGGACGGCUCGGAUGUGAAUGCCAUCUAUGAGCUCAAGCACAUCUUGAUCGAGGGUCAUUCUCGCGAUACGACUACCCUCUCUCCCCCGAGAGGUGUUCAGCUUCUUUUGGGAACAAAGAAUAACCCUUAUUUUGCCGAUACCAUAAUUAUGGCCAAUCUUGGUUACUUCCAAUUCAAAUCUCAGCCAGGAUUGUGGAAUAUCGAGCUUAAACCCGGACGCAGCCAGCGCAUUUUCAACCUCGACAGUGUUGGGAGUCUGGGAUACACUCCCCAGCCUGGUGAUGACAAUAACGAAGUUGCCUUGCUAUCUUUCCGCGGCAAGACCCUCUUCCCUAGACUGUCUCGCAAGCCGGGUCACGAGGAUGAUGAAGUCCUUGACAUCGGUCCAGCUCCCGGGUCUGCCAUGGAUUAUGUCUCCAAAGGCUUCAACUUCGCAUCUAGUGUUCUAUCCAGCGUUGGAGUGAAAAGCGGCUCGACGGAAAAGCAUGCGGACAUCAACAUCUUCUCCGUUGCAAGCGGCCACCUUUACGAACGAAUGCUGAAUAUCAUGAUGGUCUCCGUGAUGCGGCACACCAAACAUACAGUCAAAUUCUGGUUCAUUGAACAGUUCCUGUCUCCGUCCUUCAAAUCUUUCCUUCCCCACCUGGCAGAGGAAUAUGGCUUCUCUUAUGAGAUGGUUGCUUACAAAUGGCCGCAUUGGCUACGAGGCCAGAGAGAGAAGCAACGGGAGAUUUGGGGCUAUAAGAUCCUUUUCCUUGAUGUACUCUUCCCUCUCUCCCUAGACAAGGUGAUCUUCGUGGAUGCAGACCAGAUCGUCCGCACUGACAUGUAUGACCUCGUUACUCUUGAUCUGGAAGGGGCGCCUUAUGGCUUCACCCCGAUGUGCGACUCCCGCGAAUCCAUGGAGGGUUUCCGAUUCUGGAAACAAGGCUACUGGAAGACCUUCCUUCGCGGCCAACCUUACCACAUCUCCGCCCUCUACGUCGUCGACCUGAACCGUUUCCGCGCUCUCGCAGCCGGAGACCGUCUUCGUGGCCAGUAUCAAGCUCUUUCCGCUGAUCCAAACAGUCUGAGCAAUCUCGACCAAGACCUGCCGAACAACAUGCAGCAUCACAUCCCGAUCAAGAGCCUCCCGCAAGAAUGGCUGUGGUGCGAGACAUGGUGCUCUGACGAGUCUCAGGCGCAAGCCAGGACCAUUGACCUGUGCAACAACCCGAUGACCAAGGAGCCUAAACUAGACCGUGCCAGACGCCAAGUACCCGAAUGGACGGAGUACGACGAGGAGGUGGCCUCACUGGCUAAGAGAAUCGCAGCUGAGAAGGAAAAAGAGCAAGCUUCCCGUGAUGAAACACGGCCUGAAAACGAGGACGAGGACGAGGACGAGGACGAAGCAGCUUGGAAGAAAGAUGAAUUAUAGAAAUCUCGUUUAAGACUCACCGACCAUUGUUAUGUCCAGAGUGAAAUUGCUCUUGUUUUUUUCCAUGAUGUAUCAUUCUGGAUAUAGAAUGACUGUUUAGCGUUUAGACGUAUUUAUAUAGAAGCGUCAUUUUUUAGGAGCUCAUGAAAAAUAAGAAAGAUUUCAAGUCAAAAAUAAUUCACAAGGGAGCUAGAUAUGUAGGGUAUCUCAAAGCUAUCAUUUCCCAAACAAUACACAGCAAUCAUUACAAUGCAGAAAAAGAUGACCAUCCCAGCUUU